CUCAACUCUUAUGAAACACGAGAGGAUAACGUCGUUCUUCUUAUCUAAAGCUUAGUGGGUGGCCAUUUCUGAAUGGCUUCUCAAACUAUUUGCCUGACAAAGCCAAAUAUUUUUCGUUCCUGUGUGAUUUUAUUACGUUCUAUUUCCUCUGUUGGGAUGGAUGGAAUGGGAUCAAUAACGAGUCGUUCACCUCUUGAACGUAUGGAGUUUGAUAAUGUCGUCCUAAAGAAACUUCCGCUGGAUCCAUCGGAGGAGCCGGGGGUGAGAAUGGUGCGCGGAGCUUGUUUCUCUAGAGUCAAGCCGCAACCACUAAAGAACCCGAGGUUCGUGGCUGUGUCCAGCCCGGCACUUGCGUUGCUUGGGCUUGACGCAGAGGAGGUUCUGAAAGAUCCUCUUGGGCCUGAGUAUCUCAGUGGUUCUAAAAUAAUUCCCGGCUCAGAGCCUGCUGCCCAUUGCUAUUGCGGGCACCAGUUUGGACAGUUUGCGGGACAGCUCGGUGAUGGAGCUGCUUGCUAUUUGGGUGAAGUGAAAGCGCCAGCUGACCAAAGUCCUGACCUGUUGCUUGAAAACCCUUGUGGACGUUGGGAAAUCCAGGUGAAGGGCGCUGGUUUGACCCCAUACUCCAGACAAGCAGAUGGACGGAAAGUCCUGCGCUCCAGCGUUCGGGAAUUUCUGUGCAGCGAGGCAAUGUAUGCAUUGGGUGUGCCCACAACUCGUGCUGGAUCACUGGUGACCUCAGACUCUCGUGUGAUGAGGGAUGUGUUCUAUAACGGGAACCCACAGAUGGAGAGGUGUUCCGUGGUUCUCCGCAUUGCUCCCACUUUCAUCAGGUUUGGGUCGUUUGAAAUCUUCAAACAGGCUGAUGAACUCACAGGGCGACAGGGCCCCAGUUACGGGCAUGAUGAGAUCAGGACGCAGAUGCUGGAUUACGUCAUUGAAACGUUCUACCCAGAGAUCCAGCAGGCACACACUGACCCAGUGGAGAGGAACACGGCUUUCUUCAGAGAGGUGACGAGGCGAACAGCGAGACUUGUGGCUCAGUGGCAGUGUGUGGGUUUCUGUCACGGAGUACUCAACACUGACAACAUGAGUAUCCUGGGAUUAAGCAUAGACUACGGACCCUUUGGUUUCAUGGAUCGCUUUGACCCAGAUUUCAUUUGCAACGCCUCGGACAACUCGGGCCGUUACUCGUACAAAGCCCAGCCUGCCAUCUGCCGCUGGAACCUGGCUCGCCUGGCAGAGGCCCUGGACCCAGACCUGCCCCCAGAGCGAGCUGAGGCAGUGCUGGAUGAGUACAUGCCCUUCUACAAUGCCUUCUACCUGGCUAACAUGAGGAAGAAACUGGGGCUGCUGAGGAAGGAAGAGCCAGAGGAUGAGAUGCUCAUCACUGAUCUAAUGCAGACAAUGCACAACACAGGUGCAGAUUUUACCAACACUUUCCGCUGUCUGAGUCAGAUUCCCUGUCCCUCAGAAGGUGAAAUGGAAGAGGACAGUGAGACUGUGAAGAAGGCCACAGACCUGCUCCUGCAGCAGUGUGCCUUGCUGGAGGAGCUCAGAGUGGCUAACAGACCCACUAUGGAUCCCCGGGAGCUGUCGAUGCUGCUGUCGAUGGCUCAGAGCAACCCAGCGCUGUUUCACAUGCUGUCAGACAGGCAGACCGUGGCCCGGCAGCUGGAGAGACUGGCCAGACUCAAAGACUUACUGGAAACCAAUGAGGAACAGCUCAAAGCCAAGCAGACAGAGGACUGGACAUGCUGGGUCACCAAGUACAGGAAACGACUUGCCCGAGAGUGUGAGGGUGAGAGUGAUGCAAAGGCCGUGCAGGAAGAGAGGGCCUCUGUGAUGAACAGCACUAAUCCCCGUGUGGUGCUCAGAAACUACAUUGCCCAGAAUGCAAUAGAGGCUGCUGAGAAUGGAGACUUCUCUGAAGUUCAACGAGUGCUUAAAGUGUUGGAGAAGCCAUUCUGUUCUCAGGAGGGACUGGAGCAGCCAGGCUGGGUUGGCAGAGGAGGUGUGGAGGAGCAGGGAGAGAGAGAUGAAAGUGGAGAGGGAGGGGAGGAUGAAGAAGAGAGAACACAGGAAUCAGCAGGAGCUGAAGCUCGCGUAUUUGUCCCGUACGAUAGCAAGCCUCCAGCCUGGGCCAAUGAAAUCUGUGUAACCUGAUCAUCCUAAACCCUUCCCAUCAAUGACCCUUCCAAUAUGAGAGACAGAGCGA
Chanos chanos (milkfish) is the source of this 2215-nucleotide messenger RNA. It is a transcript of the gene selenoo1, whose product is annotated as selenoprotein O1. The transcript is spliced from 9 exons. NCBI's taxonomy places the organism in Eukaryota, Metazoa, Chordata, Actinopteri, Gonorynchiformes, Chanidae. The record is from RefSeq and is a predicted model, not a curated record.